CACAUACCUUUUACACCUCAGGCAUCAAUUCUCUAGCCUUGCAGGUACCUACCUACCUCAACUGCAACACGCAGCUCCAGGCUGCCUAGGUGAAGGAAGCUCCAAGUCAACGCCGUCGCAAACAUCUCGACAACACAGUUCCCCUCCACGUCACCAAUUCUCACCCCAUCUUCUCUUGCCUUUCGGAUCACGCUACUUCACUUGAUCAGAGAAUUCAGACAUCAUGACAUCGAUAGGCACGGGUUACGAUUUGCUCAACUCCAUCUUCUCCCCUGAUGGACGCAACUUUCAGGUCGAAUACGCAGUCAAGGCAGUAGAGAAUGGCGGUACCUCGAUCGGUAUUCGAGCUAAGGAUGGUGUUGUCCUAGCUAUCGAGAAGGUCGUUUCAUCCAAGCUCCUAAAACCCGGUGCCAACAAGCGCAUUGCAACUAUCGAUAGCCAUGUCGGAGCUGUAUCUUCUGGUAUGGUUCCUGAUGGACGUCACUUCGUUGAUCGCGCUCGCGACGAGGCCCAGAGCUGGCGACAGAACUUCAAGACCCCCAUCCCCACAUCCGAUCUUGCCAGCCGCAUGGGUGGCUACCUCCAGGCCUACACCAUGUACGGAUCAGUUCGACCAUUUGGCAUCACCGCCAUCGUGGGCGGCUACGACACUCCCGAGGAGACCCCCGUCGAUGGAGAGGUUGGCUCAGGACCCAAGGUUGGCGCUGGUGGCAAGAUCGAGGGCAAGCACGGCGGUCCUUUCCUUUACAUGAUCGAGCCCAGCGGUAUGUACUGGGGUUACUACGGAGCGGCUACAGGCAAGGGUCGACAGGCUGCCAAGGCUGAGUUGGAGAAGCUUGACCUACCCGCUGGUAACAUUACUCUGGAGGAAGCUGUGAAGCAGGCUGCGCGCAUCAUCUACAUUGCGCAGAAGGAUAACAAGGAUAAGGAUUUUGAGCUGGAGAUGACCUGGAUCAGUGGGCCUGACGGCCCUACCAAGGGACGACACGUUGAGGUGCCAAAGGAGCUACGGGAAGAGGCUGAGCGAUUAGCAAAGGCUGAGGACGAGGAUGAUGAUGACGACGACGACGACGAAGAUGAGGGUGCAAAGGAUGAUAAGAUGGAGGACUAGACGAGUUGUGUCAAGAAAAAUCAAGGCACCUGUACUAUCACGAUGACGAGCUCUUAGAAUUUAAUGGUUCAUCUGCAGGCAUUCGAAUUACUCCCAGGGUGACUGGUUUCGAUUCAUCCUAUCUGUCUGGGAGAAUUAUGUCUAUUAGGGUAUCAGUUCCGAACUUGCUGCAUUGCAUUUCGGUACCAGUUUUGCCAGUCACCAAUGAAGGACGACUGCAACUUCACCUCACCAGAGAAGCAGCUCGCUUGUGUCUUGCUAUACACAGCAAGAAUAUCCUCCAUUUUGCUCUUGUCCGCAGCGACGAGGGCCGACACAACGAUUAGACUCGCCGCACUGGCCGCUUUUGCGUAUGCAUGCGAGUCAUCCUGACCGGCAGCCUUAUGAAUCUCACGCAAUAAGUCUAGCAUGUCAUCAGGUUCAAGAAUCUGGACCUCUUGGCGGUUACUGCGGGCCUUCUUCAGGCCCUUUUGGUAGUUAGAAAUAAUCUUGCUCGCACGGGCAGCAAGGGGUUUUGUGCUGGUUGUGCGCAUCAGAUCGAGUAGGGGUAAGAGAAGAGUAAACGAAAGAGGGCUGCGAGACUCGUUGCGAACGUAGAUGUCGAUAAAAUCAAGAAUCCGGUUCUUGAAAUUGAGGACUGACUGCUUGGCCUCCUUCUUUUGCUUCUUGGAGUCGUUCGAGCGGUCUUGAAUGCGUGGCUUGAUAGCUGCUGCGAGCUGCUCGUCGAUGGCAAACAUUUCAGAGUCAGACAUAUCACCCUCGGAGUCUGAUGACUCGGCAUUAACGUCCUUGUCGAGUCGAUGGCUGUUGAGGAUCUUCUCGAGUUCAUUGUCCAAGUCCUCAGGUCUGUCGAAUUCGCCUUUGCUUUUUUCUCCAUCUUCGUCCUCAUCGUCUUCUUCGUCUUCUUCGUCUUCUUCGUCUUCUCCGCUUUCAUCGUUCGUCUCCUUGAUAUCAAUGAACUCGACAUCAGAAUCAAUCUCGAUAUCCGAGUUAUCCUCCUCAUCAGCAUCUGUUCCUUCUUCGUCCUCAUCCUCGUCGACCUCCAUCUCAUCCUCCCCGGUGCUGAACAAUUCCUUCUGGCCUUUGGUAUUCUCGCCAGAUGUGAGGGGACCGGUCAAGAGCUCCAAACCUGCAGCUGAGAUCUGUGGUGUGAAGGCACCAAAUACUUGCUGCGUAACUUGUCUCAUGAGAGAUGAAGGCCGUACAACCAUUGACAACAAGAUCUCAAGGAUAAUCUCUGAUGUGCCGGCCUCGCUCUCUGCGGACUUGCCCUUUUCAAGGCGGUCGGAACAUUGGGCAAGGUCGUUGAGAACCUCCAUAGCAUCUGGGUCUUCGUUGUAGAGUCGGAAGAUAGACACGGCGUGCAACAUCGCGAUACUCUGAAAAAGAUUUUUCUCGCUGUCGUCUCCCGCCUUGCGCCUGAGUAGCUUUUGCAUCCUCGACAACGCCUCCUGGACAGCUGUCUUGAUCUCUUCGGUCAUUGCCACCGAGUUGGGAUCAAUGGAUGACACAGCAAGACAUAGUGAGCCGUAAUCCUCUGUUCUUCGGCUGACCUUGGCGAAUGACGACUCAAGACGAGUUCGGCAGAGCUCUCGAACACCUUCUGUGAGCGUAUCUACCGGUAUGUUCUUGGGUUGAGAGUAUGCCAGCUGAGAGAGUUCUUGUAGGGCAGCUGAGAAUACAGUCUGUUGGAACUCUCCCGAUGUAGGCGAGGCCGAAGCAUUGAGAAUUUUUGAAAGAUAGUCCACGUAAACUCGGAGUGUUGAUGAAGCCUUCUUUGUGUCUUGUUUAGCAAUCGUGCUGAGGGGGGUUCGGAUGAUCUUCAGUAUCUCUUCGCCAGUCUCUCCUGAUAUAUUCUGCAAGAUUUGGUCGACAGUUUUGGUAUUUGUUCUUUGGUCAAAGUUAUAAGCUCCGUUCUCGCCUAGUAGACCCUUGAGAAUGGGAACAAGUGUCGCCGGAUGCGCCGAGGUCGUUGCCUCAAUUGCUUUGAGGGCCUUGUUCGCUGCUCGGUGAAGAUAUCUAUCCUCUUUGGAAGCUUGAUUCAUGAGGCAGAGGGUGAGAUUCUUGCUGAAGAGAACCUCGAUAUGGGC
This is a messenger RNA of Fusarium odoratissimum NRRL 54006, 3201 nucleotides long. RefSeq names its product 20S proteasome subunit alpha 7. The coding region runs from base 224 to 1111 and encodes 295 amino acids. NCBI's taxonomy places the organism in Eukaryota, Fungi, Ascomycota, Sordariomycetes, Hypocreales, Nectriaceae. Gene Ontology annotation, biological process: ubiquitin-dependent protein catabolic process. The transcript is spliced from 3 exons. The record is from RefSeq and is a predicted model, not a curated record. Gene Ontology annotation, cellular component: proteasome core complex; proteasome core complex, alpha-subunit complex; nucleus.